AUGUCAAAUACUGGAGUCCAAGAAUGGAUGGUCGCUCCCUCACUCAAAGAUGACCGGAAUUCAGCAGAACAGGACAUUGUUACCAAAGUAGCAGAGUCGUGUGAUGCUGGGUCCAUCGACUUCCCUACACUCAUUAAAGACCUUGAGCCGUAUGUGGGAACGGAACAAGAAGACCUCGUCGUUGUGGGUCGAGGGAUGGCACUGCUGCCACUCAUACUAGACCACAUGAAGGCGGAGCCACGAACAAGACAAGAUGUUCAACUUCUCGUUACCUACCUGUGUUUACGUCUCAAAAAUGAGUCCGAAGUCUCAAAUUUCCGCUACGGACUCGAUCAGAUUGCAGAUUGUCUUUUGAUAUUGACAAAAUGGAAAAAGUUCGUACCCAGCGACUCAGUAGUGGUUGCAAAAUCGAUAUUCUCCCUCGCUGCAGGCAAAAUAAACACCUUUAUCGAUCUUACCCCUUCUACUCGGCUGAAAUUUUACAAGAUAAUCUGGGUUCUUGUUGAAAACUAUGAGCGACCACUCCUUCGUGAUAUGGGUGGAGACUCCUUCGUUGGUGGUCUCGUGGAGCUUAGCGAAUUGGAGAAGUCUGCUAUAUGUUUGAAGGAUUUAUUUGCAUUGUACUCCAAAAUAGGCAAAGCCUGGAGCCUGACGCCCGAUGGAUAUACACAACUCUGGGAUUGCUUCAUUCGAUACUUCCCUAUAACACUUGGUGCCAGCCAGAAAGACGAUCAGCCUAAACCAGAAGAGCUGAAAGAUCUGUUAAGACAAUGUUUUACGGCCAACGACUUUUUCGGCAAAGCUGCAUUCGAGACUCUUCUCGGCAACAUUGAUGCUGAUCAGGGAGCUAAUAAGAAGAAAGAAAUCUUACUGACACUUGAUGCUUGUGUGAGCACUUAUUCUAUCAAGACACUGCUUGAGUGGUCGUCAAAGAUUUGGGACACUAUCAAAUUCGAGAUAUGGAACGGCGAAAAUGAUGAGUUCAUUGCCGACGCAUUACAUAUCCUCAAUGGUCUAUUCUCAACGCUGAGCAGAUCGGACUGGUCUUGGGAUGAAAGCACAAAGUUCUCGAGUUUCAUCGACGGCGUCGUGAAAGAAAUAUUUGAUCGUCUAUCAGACAUGCAGCGGUAUGUUGCUGGAAGUGCUCGUAUGCUACUAGCAAUUGGCUCCUCGUCAUCUCUGGCGCUCCGUCUUGUUAUGAAGCAAACACUCCCUGGAAUUAUCAGCAUGGCGCAGGAUGAUCAUGCAAAAGUAUCAAAGAAGUCGCUUUUCAGUGUAUUCAAUGCGAUUCUACAAGCACGAGUUGACCUUGCCGAAGAAGCGCGAACCUAUGAAAACUCUUAUCAAGAGGGGAGCCCUGAGUUCCACCAAACCCCUCAAUCACGAGCUCAGGACGAACAUAACCUGGUGCAAGACAUGAUACGGUUCCGAGAACCACUGAGCGACUUGUACCUCGGAGCUAUAUCAGAAGUAAAGAGCGAUGCUGAUACGGAUUCUGCUCUAGCCACUGCAGUGGUCCAGGGGCUAGUGCUACUCAUCCGCGUACCAAAUCUCUUCGAGGAAGAAAAGAGGUCUAUCUUACAGAUACUCAAUCAGAGUACACUGGACGAUUCAACCUCAGCAGACCUACAAUCGACGACCUUGUCUGCAAUUCGCGAAAUUGCAACCUUUGACCCAUUAGGAUUUCAAGAAACUACCCUACCUCAAUUUAUCAAACGGUUACCAGAAGAAAUCAUCGGAGAAGACCAAUCAGAUGUACCUAAGCCAGAAAGUGAGCUUGCCAUGAGGUACUUAGAAAAUCUCGGACUCAUAGGCUGCACUUCUUUGAAAAACCACGAUGAGCUUCAGAGCGCGCUGAUCAAAAAGUUUGACCAGACUCGGGCGCGAAAAGGUCAAUUGACCUAUCUCAACAUCCUGAUUGCAGCUGCACGUCGUGCUUUAGGUCUGUUUGAUUCCUCUCUCCCUACAAGCCCUUGCGAUGCUCGGAUUUCGAAUCCUCUAGACGAAAGACGUGGACCUUAUGCACAUAUCGUAUUUCCUUUUCUAGACCGCAUAAUUGGUGUAUCACAGCCAGCCAGUGGGAGUGGAUCUUAUAUCGGCCUUCAAAACAGUUUCGACGAUUCUCAGCCAUUCGAUGAUUUCACCGUUGAUAUGCUUGGACAGAUGAUCACCACAUCAAUGACUUCUGAAUUUUAUGAGCUGGAUCAGACUAGCUCGGAAAUGACCUACAAGAAGACCGAGAACAUCCUUCAAUCUUUUGAUAGAUCACAACCAGAGGGUACACCGUCAGCUUUACAAACGCUGUUUCGAAAUCAGGAGGACUUGGCCAUUGUUAAAGACUCUUUUGCUUCGCAGUUUGAUUUUGAUAAAUGGCCACUUGAUAGGGUUCGCGCUGCCUCCCUGACCACAGCGUUAUUGGCCGGGGUCAAUCCAAAAGAUAAAUCUCAAUUGCCUCUUGGGAUUCAUGUUGGUGACGUCGCCGCGGCCAUGAUUAAAGGCUCAAUCAGCCGCAACGAAAAAUUUAGCCAAUCUAGGCUUGCAAAGGUGUCCAUGCUAUCACUGUUACAAUUACUAGUUAACAAGUUUGGAGCCGCUAGCCAACAUCCGUCUACAGGUGAUAUCUCUGUCCUACAGAUCAUGCUUGAUCUAGUCGAUGGACAGGCUAGUGGGAAGAUAAACUACAUAUCCGAAGAAGUAGAAAACAUCUACCGAACUCUCGCGUAUUUCUCCGCAGCAAGCUUAGCCGCCUACUCAGCAGAAUCUGCUACGCAACUCGUCGAGCGCAUGCUAUCGGGCGUUACGCUGCCAAACUACGGUCAAAAAGUAGCUCAAAGCUUUCGACUACUUCUAGCACCAUCACCAAUAUUGAAUAAGCAACACUUCUGCACAAUCCGUCCUCUCCGUAAAGGCCGUCUAUUCGACAUGGCUGGCAAAAGACUUAUUGAGAUGUGGAGGAGUGAGUCCUCUCCAGAAACCAAAGCCAAUUGUCUCGUCGCACUCGCUGGAAUAGUAGCAUACAUCGAUGCUUCCACACUCGUCGAAAACAUCGACCUCGUAUUCCCCGCAUUUUUAGAAGGAACAAACAUUGUCUCAGACGAAUGGGCAAAAGCAACUUUCAUCCAGACCAUCCAUACCCUUGUGCCUCUGGCACCAAAGACAAUCGUGUCCCAUCUCGAUAGCAUCAUAAACCGCAUGACUUUACGGACCCGAUAUCCAAAAGACAAUUCGCCAAAGUGCAGAGUCAUGGCGUUGGAGGUGUUAAGAGCGCUAGUCGCACAUGUUGAUAAGGGAAAGCUGAUUGCUAGGAAAUUCUUGUUGAUUGCCGAGGUUGAUGUUGCGUUGAAUGAUCCUUCGAGAGAGGUUAGAUCGAAAGCUGCGGCUUGUAAGAUUGCUUGGUUUAAUCUUACUUGA
Molecule: messenger RNA, 3411 nt
Organism: Glarea lozoyensis ATCC 20868
Lineage: Eukaryota; Fungi; Ascomycota; Leotiomycetes; Helotiales; Helotiaceae
Product: ARM repeat-containing protein
Exons: 6
Coding region: 1-3411 (1136 amino acids)
Biological process (GO): iron-sulfur cluster assembly
Cellular component (GO): cytosolic [4Fe-4S] assembly targeting complex
Source: RefSeq, a predicted model, not a curated record